CAGUUUUUUAUAUACUGUCUAUGAGUUUUCCAGUAUAGUUUGCGCUCUUAGCUCUCAUUAUUUUAACGUUUUCGAUGGAGUAUGGCUUCGUUGACUGUCACUGUCAUAUAUCGGCCCGUGAGUUUGAAGAGGAUCUAGAGGAUGUGAUCCAAAGGACCAGGGAGGCUGGGGUAAAGACUUUGGUUGCAGUUACAGAAGAAGCCAGAGAGUUUGACAGAGUUCUCCAGCUGCAGGAACGUUAUCCGGAUCUGGUGGCUCCAUGUUUCGGCAUCCAUCCGCUGCAGGGUGGCGAGGGCCCCGCGCAGCGCAGCGUGAAGCCUCAGGAGCUGGCUGCUGCCCUUCCACAAUUCUUCAAACACAGGGAACGCCUCGUCGCUAUCGGAGAGAUUGGUUUAGACUUCACGCCGUGGUGUGCUCCCACUCAGCAGGACCGAGACGGCCAGAUAUACGUCUUCGUUAAGCAGCUAAACAUCGCCAAGAAGCUUGACCUGCCUGUGAACGUCCACUCCCGAUCAGCUGCGAAGGUCGUCAUAGCGACCAUGAGAGAACAAGGUGUCAGUCGGGCUCUGCUUCAUAACUUUGCGGGGAAGCCGGCGGUAGCUCUGGAGGGCGUGAAGGCCGGAUUCCUGUUCUCCUUUCCCCCCGCUGUCUGCAGGAACCAACAGAGAGACAAACUGAUCAAGCAGAUCCCGCUGGAACACAUCUGUCUCGAAACUGACUCUCCUGCACUGGGGCUCGACAAGCAUGUGAGGAACGAGCCCUGUAACAUCGUUCUGUCCUGCCGGUACAUCGCUGACAUCAAAGGUUACGAGAACAAGAAGAGGAAGUUACAGUUACACCACAAAGAUGCCCCAACCCUGACGUGUGUGGUGUAUGAAGAUAGCAGUUUCUGGCUAGAGACAGACGAGGACACCGCCCUGCAAGAAGAGGAUAAGAAAGUGCAGAACGGGGCUCACAACUUGACCGAGACUUUGCUGACCUGAGCUCCGUACACUCGUGUCUGAAGCUAGGGAAACUUAGUGUCAUUUGUGAACCCACAUAUGUGUUGUAAACUUAACUGCUGGACUUAAUAAACUUUGCUUGACUUGAA
Messenger RNA from Perca fluviatilis (European perch), 1090 nucleotides. It is a transcript of the gene tatdn3, whose product is annotated as TatD DNase domain containing 3. Lineage: Eukaryota; Metazoa; Chordata; Actinopteri; Perciformes; Percidae. The record is from RefSeq and is a predicted model, not a curated record. Gene Ontology annotation, molecular function: hydrolase activity, acting on ester bonds.